UUUCUCUGGCCCUGGGCUGCCAGCCCCUGUCCGAUCGGCAUAAAAGGGCUUCGCCCGGCUCGGGGAGCCACAGAAUCCGCUCCGCCAGCCCUCCAGCCCGCCUUCCCGCCGCAGGCAGCGACCCUCCGAGCUGAACCCCAUGGCCCGCGCCGCGACCCCCGCCGCCGCCCGGCUCCUCCGCGCCGCGCUACUGCUCCUGGUCCUGGUGGCCGCCGGCCGGCACGCAGCAGGUGCGACCUGGCGCCCGGCAUCCCCAGGGCGGGACGGGGGCGGGUGGGGGCCCAUCCCGGGACAGCCCCCUAACCGAGUCUGUCCUCCCCGCAGGGGCGCCUGUGGUCACCGAACUGCGCUGCCAGUGCCUGCAGACCGUGCAGGGGAUUCACCUCAAGAACAUCCAGAGCGUGAAGAUGACGCCCCCGGGACCCCACUGCGGCCAAACGGAAGUCGUGUAAGUGCCGCCGCUGUUGCUGUGCUUGUCACCCCCUCCUUCCCGACGACCCCAGCCCGACCCCCAGCCCGACCUCACGUGGAUUCUCCCUUCUCUCUGCAGAGCCACUCUCAAGGCUGGUCAGGAAGUUUGCCUCAACCCUGAAGCUCCCAUGGUUAAAAAAAUCAUCAACAAGAUGCUAAACAAGGGCAGCACCAACUGACCUAGAGAGAAGUAAGAAGCUCAUAGGGCAUUUCCUGAAGAGUGGUCUCUGCUCUUGUAGGAACUGAAAAUGAAGAAGAGAACAGCUGGCUUCUGGGGACACCAAGAAGGGACUUGAUGUGCUGGACUAUUUUUUAUUAUGAGUUCUAUUUAUUUAUACAUGUAUUUAUUUAUUUUUAUAGCUCAUUUUAAUAUUUUACAUGUUAGUAUUUAAAGAUUUCAAUGUGUUUAAUCAAACUUAACUCAGUCCUGAUUGUUAUUUAAUAUGAGGAUGACGGGUUCUAAAUGUCUCAUUAAACUGAUAUUUAUUGGGAGACCAUAAAGUGCCAGGCACUGUGAUAGAGGUGGAGGGGGUGGGUGCAAGAGGGGAUCCACGCAAUUGGACAGUGAGAUCACUAUGAGAAUCAGGGAAAGUGUGUGCACAUCUAUGUUUGUACUUGUUUAAAACAAUGUCAGUUAUUAUUUAUUGAAAUGAUCUCUUUAUGUGGUCAACAUUUUUAUGUUGAAGCUUCCCUUGGACAUUUUAUGUCUUUCUUGUAGGGCAUAAUGCCUUGUUUAAUAUUCAUUAUAUAGUGUUUCUCUUUGUUUUGGAACAGAGAAGUUAAAACUAUUGUUAAAUUUUUUUAAAU
Globicephala melas (long-finned pilot whale) is the source of this 1278-nucleotide messenger RNA. Lineage: Eukaryota; Metazoa; Chordata; Mammalia; Artiodactyla; Delphinidae. The record is from RefSeq and is a predicted model, not a curated record.